AUCAAUCCAGAAGAGUAAUCGAUCUUCUGCUCUCUCACUUCGUUGCUAUCCCCAAUCUUGCAAGAUGGCUAUCGCAAGACCCAUUCGGAUGCUGGGUGCAGCAUGCAUCAUCCUUGUUCUAUUUCUCGUCUUCCAGGUUAACAAGAGUCCUACGCCUCUCAUUGGCAAUAAGGGGUCCAAGCUGGCUGGGGGCAUGAAGUCGGAUCCUCUCCUUGAGCCGACUGAAGAACCUGAGGGCUACUUAUGGCGAGCCGAAGAGAACGACUAUGCUCCGGACAGCACCAACUCCGCCCGUACAAAUGCAGCGCUCAUCUCCCUUGUCCGAAAUGAAGAGCUGGACGAGCUCAUUCCAACCAUGCGCGACCUGGAGCGAACCUGGAACAGCAAGUUCAACUACCCAUGGAUCUUCUUCAAUGACAAGCAAUUCACCGAGGAGUUCAAGCGGCGAACACAGGCGGAAACUAAGGCAAAGUGCAUUUAUGAGCAAGUGCCCAAGGAACACUGGGACGUCCCCGACUGGUUCAACGAGGAGCUCUUCAAGGAGUCUGCGGAAAUUCUGAAGGAAAAGAACAUUCAGUACAGCGAUAAACUGUCUUACCACCAGAUGUGCCGAUGGAACAGUGGCAUGUUCUACAAGCACCCAGCUCUGCAGAAGUACCGUUACUACUGGCGCGUUGAGCCCAAGGUCAAGUUCUUCUGCGACGUCGACUAUGAUGUUUUCCGGUUUAUGGAGGAUCGCAACGUCACCUACGGUUUCACUAUCAACCUUUUCGAUGCCCCUGAGAGUAUCCCCACUCUCUGGCCAGAGACCGAGAAAUUCAUCGCCGCGAACCCCACUUACGUAUCGAAGAACAACAUGAUGGAAUGGUUGACCGAUGACAAGCUCCGCCCCGAGCACACUCGUAACGCCAAUGGAUACUCCACCUGCCACUUCUGGUCCAACUUUGAGAUUGCCGACAUGGAGUUCUUCAGAGGCGAGAAAUAUUCCGCAUACUUCGACCACUUGGAUCGCGCCGGUGGCUUUUUCUACGAGAGAUGGGGUGACGCUCCUGUCCACUCUAUUGCCCUCGGUCUGUUUGAGGAUGCUGCCAAGGUUCACUGGUUCCGCGACAUUGGAUACAAUCACAUUCCUUAUCUCAAUUGCCCCAACUCUCCCAAGUGCAAGGGCUGCACCCCUGGCAAGUUCUACGAUGGCGAGUCCUGGCUGGCCAAGGAAGACUGCCGCCCCAACUACUUCAAGUUUGUCGGAACCCAUUAA
Messenger RNA from Aspergillus wentii DTO 134E9, 1258 nucleotides. Its product is annotated as glycosyltransferase family 15 protein. The record is from RefSeq and is a predicted model, not a curated record. Gene Ontology annotation, cellular component: membrane; Golgi apparatus. The transcript is spliced from 4 exons. Gene Ontology annotation, molecular function: alpha-1,2-mannosyltransferase activity. Bases 65 to 1258 code for a protein of 397 amino acids. Gene Ontology annotation, biological process: cell wall mannoprotein biosynthetic process; protein N-linked glycosylation; protein O-linked glycosylation. NCBI's taxonomy places the organism in Eukaryota, Fungi, Ascomycota, Eurotiomycetes, Eurotiales, Aspergillaceae.